AUGUUUUCUGCACUUGCUAUUACAUCUACUCUUGACUGUUGCCUGUUUGCGCAUAUAUCCAUGUUGUAUCCAUAUUUGAAGACCGUCGUACUGAGCACAGUGCGUCGCCAUUCAUCUAAUGAUGUCCGGUUGUUGAGUCAAGCAAUCGAAUGGAACGAGAGGCUCGCCCCAGAGCCAGAAGAAGAAGGGGAGAGUGGUGGGAAGAAGACGAGGGUGACACGGAAGACGAGCAUGGGUAACCACCGCGCACCCACCACACCAUGGAACAUGUCUGACACAGCCAGCACCCAAGACACGCUCGCAAAACACCUCAGGCUUUAG
Messenger RNA from Guyanagaster necrorhizus, 321 nucleotides. RefSeq lists its product as uncharacterized. The transcript has a single exon. The record is from RefSeq and is a predicted model, not a curated record. Lineage: Eukaryota; Fungi; Basidiomycota; Agaricomycetes; Agaricales; Physalacriaceae. The coding region runs from base 1 to 321 and encodes 106 amino acids.